This is a messenger RNA of Drosophila mojavensis, 481 nucleotides long. Its product is annotated as ataxin-8. The record is from RefSeq and is a predicted model, not a curated record. The annotation marks the transcript as partial. Lineage: Eukaryota; Metazoa; Arthropoda; Insecta; Diptera; Drosophilidae. The transcript has a single exon.
AAUCAACAGCAACAACAGCAGCAGCAGCAGCAGCAGCAGCAGCAGCAGCAGCAGCAGCAGCAGCAGCAGCAGCAGCAGCAGCAGCAGCAGCAGCAGCAGCAGCAGCAGCAGCAGCAGCAGCAGCAGCAGCAGCAGCAGCAGCAGCAGCAGCAGCAGCAGCAGCAGCAGCAGCAGCAGCAGCAGCAGCAGCAGCAGCAGCAGCAGCAGCAGCAGCAGCAGCAGCAGCAGCAGCAGCAGCAGCAGCAGCAGCAACAGCAGCAGUAGCACUCAGCUCAUAUGCAUACUGCAUUUGCAUACAUACAUAUACAUAUGCUCGUAUGUGGAUAUGUACAUACAUAUACAUACAUACAUAUUAAACAAAAGCACAUGCACUCACGCACGCACACACAUAAAUAAUUCAGCAAUCAAACAUGAGACAGCGUCUAGCUCGAGUUGCUCUAGCUCCAAAAUAAAAUGAAUUUAUUAAAAUAAAAAUAUACAA